GCUGCAAACCCUGUAGGCUACGAUCAGACACAGGUGCCAUGGGGCGCAGUUGCUCCAUAUGCUGAAACUGCACCGGCGUGUUUUCCUGCGGCGCUCCUGAGGAUAUACUGACUGCAUGUGAUACUGGCUGGAUAUACACGAAGAAGCGGCGAGGGGCGGCGGCCUAGCAUUACGUUCUACUGAAACCGCGCAACACCCAGUGUUCUGCUAAAAUCGCUUAUUCUACAACAGCCCAUUAAGGAGUGCAUUGAUGCUGAGGUGUGAAGACUGCUGCACUCCACAGACGAGUGAGAGGUUGGCCCUGGGUGCUGGCUCCGCCCACCAUGAGCGCUGCGGCUGGUGAUGUCACCAGCACCCAGAGAACUGGCUGGGUGGCCUUUUCAGACGACCCUUCCUGGUCCAAUAUGGAAUUCCAGAAAGAUGGGAACUGCAACCUGCAGAAGUCCUUCACAGCUCUGCCCCAGGAGGAGGUCUCCCCACCCCUCGGUCCUGCCUCUAGGGGAGAGACAGGAGCACUUUCACAGCAGAAUGCCUGGGUCCAUUUCGAUGAGAAGUCCUGGCGCUCCCCCUCUCCUUCUCAGUCACAGGUAAAAGGCCCCAGACACAGCGUGUGCUCCUCUGCCAGUUUCUGGAGCAUCGCGCCUCCCUCGGAGAGCAGUUGGACCGGUCAGUCUGAGGAGCACAGCUCCUUGAGCAUGGGGGAGUCGUCCUGCGACCUCCCAUCCCUCCCCAUUGAGGAUCCCGCCAAUCAGACGCCAUCCAGUGUGUCCUCUCCCAAUUGUUCCAUCUAUCAAGACGAUGACAGCGUAGACAUGGACUCAGUUAACUGGCUCCCAAGCGCUAAACACAUGAACGGCCAAUCAGAUACCAGCACAGGCCGGUUCUCCAGCUGGGUCACUUUCGAUGACGAUGAGCCAAACUUCCAAUGUCCUGGGAGGGUCUCCUCCCUCAAAUUGGAGAACCUCAGCUGUGGUUCCACCCAGGAUGCCAACAGCAACAUGAUCAUAUCUCCGGUUCAGAACCAGAGAGUGGAGCGGCACCUUCUGGACUUGACACCAGACUGUGUCAACCCUGCCUUUACCCUGGACAGCUCGCUGCUCAGCACAAACACCCCUUACAAUAAGAAGAACCCUUUCCUGGAUGAGGAACUCGUAAAUGUCCAGCCCUCCCCUAUCAACCCUUUCAGUGCCUAUUUUGAUGAAAAGCAAAUGACAGUUUCUCAGAGCAAUGGCUCAAGCUCAGAGAGUCCCCACAUAUUCUCUUUCAGCUCCCCUUUCUUUAAGUCCGAUGUCCCAGAUGUCAAAAGGGAAUCUUUACUGUUGUUUUCUCCUGUUUCAAGCUCCGUAGAUGACAAUGUUUUCUGCCCUCCCAAAGACCGGCUGGAGCAGCUUAAGAGUCUGCAGAUCUCGGACCCAGACCAGCUCGGCAGUCCCACGUUACCGGAUGAUCUCCCAGACUCUGAGGAGCCAGAGGAGCCCCCGUACCAGCCGGCCUACCUGAACCCGCAGGACGGCUGGCCCAUGAUGCUGCGCAUACCAGAGAAGAAGAACAUCAUGUCAUCGCGGCACUGGGGCCCCAUUUUCGUGAAGCUAACCGACUCCGGGCGACUACAGCUCUUCUACGAGAAGGGUCUGGAGAAGCCCUUCAAGGAGUUCCAGCUGGACGGCCGCCACGAGCUGUCGGAGCACAAGCUGCAGAACUACGACGAGAACGGUCGAGUGCACACCAUCAGCAUUGACCACGUGGUCUACAAGGAGAAACGCAAGAUCCAGCCCAAGGUGGCCGUGGUACACAUGCCCAUCAAGGAGCAGCUGGUCAAGCUGGGCACCAUCCACUACCAGGACUUCCUGAGCUUCACCGCCAUGCUGCAAGAAAAGCUGAUGCGCCUUCCGGUCAGUUCUCGCCCCGCAAGCAACCCAGGGUCCUACUCUGAGGAGGAGGUAGUUGUGGAUGUACGAGAUGAGUUCCAUGGGGUGGUAUCCAAAGGGGACAACCGGAUCCUUCAGCAGCUGGUGGUGACCCAUGUCAAUGUGCUGCCUUUUGUUUCUGGGUCUCCGCUUUGCAAGAUAGGGCUUAAUGACAUUCAGGUCAAAGGGAACGAGGUUGUGUCCCGGCACGACAUCAUCCCCAACACCACCACUCGCUGGAUCAAGCUGUGGGACUGCCAGCUGCAUGGCUAUGCGGACAAGAAGGAGUUUGCAGAGUCUAGGGCGAUCGCCUUCAGCCCUCCUGGUGGGCGCAGAUUCGAGCUGCUGCGUUUUCGUACGGUCUUUGCCGAGAAGACCCUCCCUUUCACCGUGAGGACCGUGGCCAGUGUCAAGGGAGCGGAGGUGGAGCUGCAGUCAUGGCUGGUGAUGUCAACUGGCUUCUCAUCCAACCGAGAUCCUCUGACUCUGAUCCCGUGUGAAAACGUGAUGAUUCGAUUCCCCAUCCCCCUGAUGUGGGCCAAGAACUUCCGCCGGGACAGCGUCACGGGGGAGAAGUCUUUGAAGGCACGAUUCAACAAAGGCGCCAGCUUUGGCUCCGCUAGCACGUCUGGGUCAGAACCAGCCAUGAGGGUAACUUUGGGAACUGCCAAAUAUGAACAUGCCUUCAAGUCUGUGGUGUGGAGGAUAAACAGACUCCCGGACAAAAACGCAGCCCUGGGACACCCCCACACCUUCUUCUGUCGGCUGGAGCUGGGCUCGGAUCGAGACGUGCCCCCGAAGUUUCAUCGCCAUCUGGAGGUGGAGUUUGACAUGCCCGCCGCCUCCGCUUCUAAAGCCACUGUACGCUCAUUGUCCGUGGGCGAGAGGACCGAUGUUAAGAAGUGGAUCAACUACAAAUCACACUACAGUUACCAGGUGGAGAUAGAGCAGAAGAAUAGCAGUGUUUCGGACAGCCAGCAGUCUGACCAGCCUGGGGAGUGUGUGCAGCAGUGAGGCGGAUCUCUUGGAUGUCUGCCUGUUUUAACACUGGAAAUACAGGAGAAAAGGCAUAAUUUUGCACUUUGGAAAAAUUAUUGGACAGUAAAUGUCCAAGUAGGGGGCGACAUUGGCUCAGGCAGUAAGAGCAGUCGUCUGGCAGUCAGAGGGUUGCCGGUUCGAUCCCGCCGUGGGUGUGUCGAAGUGUCCCUGAGCAAGACACCUAACCCUCAAAUGCUCCUGACGAGCUGGUUGGUGCCUUGCAUGGUUGGUGUGCGAGUGUGAAUGUGUGUAUGAGUGGGUGAAUGAGAAGCAUCAAUUGUACAGCGCUUUUGAUAAAGGCGCUAUAUACAUGCCAACCAUUUACCAUUUCAAAUGUCUGUUGAUACUGUGUGGGAUGCUGAACGACUGUGGUUUGCUUUAUGUUGUCUUGUCUGUUUUUGUAGGCUGUAACCAGCGUGGUCUUGGGGAACAUAUUUUUAUAUGAGUAAUUUAUUAGCUGACAGAUAUGACUGGCUUCAACUUUGUAAUAUUUCAGAGCUUAUUUUGGAGGGAACAGAAGGUGUAAAAUGUCUCUUGAAGGCCUGUGUAUAGUGUAUUGUCUGGCAAAUCGUCUGACUGAAAGUUUGCUUUCUUGUGGAAAAGAUUCUGAAAUGUUCAAAUGAAAUGCAACACAAAAGAUGGUUUGGAGUUUGAUUUCCAUUUUGACCAUGUACAGUAAGCUUGGUUAUUUGUGAUCACGUUUUGAUGAACUGAAGCUUUGACACUAAGGUGCCUUUAAUUUGGCACUCUGCUCUUCUGAUCCUGUGAAAAGGAUCAAUACUGCGGAAAGUAAAUUAGAGCUAGGACUUCAUUUAUUUCAUUUAAUUUCUCCCCAUACAUUUCUUUUUUUUUUACUUCAUAUGAUUAGUAUUCUGAUCUUUUGAAUCAUUGUCUUGCUCAUUUAUUUACAGACACAGGCUUUAGGUUGAUUUCUACGUACAGUUUUGCAUACAUUUCUGUUGAAGACAGAAGGAUUUUUUAAAUUGCAUUACUGUUUUCCCCUGUUCCCAUUCCAGAUUCAGAAUUCAAACAAUUUUCAGGUUUCUGAAAAGCUUUAAUUUAGAUUUUUUUGCAGUUAGCCUAUUCUCUCUAAUGCUUAAACAGUGUGCAAAACUAGAAUACCGCUUGAAAAAUGUGUAAAAUGUCUGAAGCAACAAAUAUGCAUGUUGGAAAAUGAUAAGGGACCUCCUGGAAUUAAGGGUCAGUGUUUAUCUUGUCAUACCAAUCUGUUAAACAAAACCAAGUAUCCUACAAGUUCAGUGUAGGGCUAAAUGGAGCUCUCGAGCAACACAUGUAUUAGCAGAACAAAAGUGAUUGCGAGAAAUACAAAUUGUCUCUUUGAUAUGGAAUUGUGUUAACCGUUAUGCUAAAUGUUGAUAUCAGUGAUAUCAAAACUGCUGUAUCUGAUGUGGUAAAAAGAAAUGUCUUUUUUUGUUAUUACACAUCAAUAUAAUGCAUGUGUAUAGCUGCACAAACUAUGUUCAAACUACUAACAUCAACUUAAAGUUUUUGAAUUUUUGAAAGAAAAUGGCUGUACUGGAGGAAAUCCAUACAAGCCUAUAUAUGGAUGUAAGAAGCAAAAAAUAACAAGUGAUCUGUGCUUUAAAACUGUGUACCUACAUCUAAUGAUGAAGUCUUUGUGCACUAAUGUAUGUCCAGUUUUAUAGUUCCUGAAAAGUAUGUUGCAAAACUUCUCAUGUAUCCUGCAAGACCAUUCAGGUUAGGUGACAUUUUUGUUUUUUAUAAUCAGUGUUGCCACUUUUUCUUUCCAUCAUUGCCAGGUUGUGAAGUUUUGAAUGAAUCGCUGCCAGCUGGAAGGUAAACGUGAGACAGGGUGUGGUGGUAUUAGAAAAGAAAUCAACGCCUCAGUGCUGAAUCUUGUGUGCCAUCUCUUUUUUCUGAAUUGACCAGAUAAAAUGUGUUUUGCAUAUUAUAUAGCUGAACAUACUGCCAUAUAUUUAGUACCAACUUCAAAUUUACUGUACAGAAGAACCCAAAUUACACAUUGUGUAUUGCCAAUUGCUCUUGCAUCCUUAAACAGUAUAUUUUCACUGGUUGGAGUUUACUUGGUAAGGGAAUGCAGUUUGACUUUGACUGAACAAUGCUCUGCUGCAGCACGGGACAGUAAACAUGAAACGUGAAAAGGGAUUUUAGUGCCUAUUGCCGUAGCAUAGUUCCUGUCUUAUUUGUUCAUUUGUAAAGGAAACAUUCACAACGGCUUUAAAACUCUGAUAUAAAUAUUUGAUAGGCUUUCUAAGGGUUUGCCAGACCAACAAUAUGUCUUUAUUACAACCAUUCUAAAGCAGUACACUCUGUGUAUGACCAUGUAUUGAUUACAUUUCCCUUCACUGUUGGAAUGACUAAAGACAGCAUAUUUAUAUGGUGAACUGUGGCUCUGUAGCCUAUUGGGGAAGCUAUGAAUUGUGCACAUUUCAAUUGUGAUUUGUUUUUUCUUUUUUUUCUUUUUUUUACUGUGUAUUGCUUUCAUACCUGACACCUGUUUACAGCAACAAAUUACCCCACUAACAUAAUCAGCAUGCCUUAUGGUUAAGACUGGAAUCAAAAAGUAUGUGUUGGUGCAUUUUUAUUUUUAAAUGUUGUUACUUUGCACAGAUAAAGGAAAUACUUUUUUUCUCUAAAA
Conger conger (European conger) is the source of this 5586-nucleotide messenger RNA. RefSeq names its product stonin 2 (gene ston2). The record is from RefSeq and is a predicted model, not a curated record. Gene Ontology annotation, cellular component: synaptic vesicle; AP-2 adaptor complex. NCBI's taxonomy places the organism in Eukaryota, Metazoa, Chordata, Actinopteri, Anguilliformes, Congridae. Gene Ontology annotation, molecular function: clathrin-cargo adaptor activity. The coding region runs from base 324 to 2921 and encodes 865 amino acids. The transcript has 7 exons. Gene Ontology annotation, biological process: clathrin-dependent endocytosis; synaptic vesicle endocytosis; regulation of endocytosis.